AUGAAAUCGGAAAAAUCAAAAAGCACUGUGAAAUCUUCAAAGAGCCGUAGUGAUACAGCGGUUCAAGGAACAAAUGACUUGAGUACUCUCAGCAAAUGUUCUAUGGUUAAACUUGGCUAUUUUCCUGAUAAUUUUCUCCAUCACUUUGUGGCUAAACAAUGUCGAAGAUCUCCAUUAAUACACAGAGGUUACCACAUAAGAACUUACGUGAUUGAUUACGUAUUGAAGGAAUUUCUUAAACGAACCAGUCCUGAAAGAAAGAUGCGGCAGAUCAUUUCUUUAGGAGCUGGUUUUGAUUCGGCCUUCUUCCGACUUAAGUCUCUGGGUUUGACUGAAAACUGCAUUUUUUAUGAGGUUGAUUUUCCUCAAGUUGUGAAAAGAAAGGCAAAGAUUAUUCAACAAGUUCCAGAGUUAAAAGCUUUGAUAGGAGAUAAAAGUUAUGCAAAUUCAGUUCACUGUGCAGAACUCUUCCAGGAUGAUUACAGAUUGCUUGGAGUUGAUCUGACUCAAGUUAAAGUUUUGAACGAUGUGUUCUGUCAAGCUGGAAUAGAUAGUUCUUCUCCUACUUUAAUUCUGUCUGAAUGUGUACUUACGUAUCUUAUGCCUCAACAUUCUGAUGCUGUCAUUCACUGGGCUGUGAAAACAUUUACAAAGGCUGUUUUUAUUGAUUAUGAACAGAUAAAUCCCAAUACUGCAUUUGGAAUAUUUAUGCAGAAGCACUUUGCAAAGACUGGAUCUCCUUUAAAAUGUAUAAAUACUUACCCGAGUAUUCAAUCACACAAAGAAAGAUUUCUUAAGUUGGGUUGGUCAUUUUGUGAAUGCAGUGAUAUGACUGAUGUCUAUAUUAACCUGAUAUCCAAGGAGAAGAGGAAAGAACUUGAACAGAUAGAACUCUUUGAUGAGUUUGAAGAGUGGCAUUUAAAAUGUUGCCAUUACAUGAUUUUGUGUGCUCAUGAAGAAAGCACAACACCAUAUUUAAAGUUUCCUAUUUAUUCAAGCUCUCAAAACAGAACAGUGUCUUUCCCAGAAGAAAUUUCUAGCAUUAUUCACAACUUGCAAAUACCUGAGAAUCAAAAAAGUCUUCUGAAAAGAUUUGGGCAUUCCUGUAUCUUAUCGUUUGAAAAACUUUUGUUUAUUUUUGGAGGAUUUGGUAAAGAAAAUGGCAAAUACCAACGAGUCUCUAACAUUGUGAUCAGUAAUCUGGAAACUUUAGAAACGGUGUCUUUACCAGUUCCAACUAAUUUGCCAAAGUCACAUUUCGCCCAAAUGUACCAAAGUAUCUCUUUAUCAACUGAUGGAUCCAUCAUUUUAUAUGCCGGAAGGAAAUCUCCUCAAAAAGCAAGCUCUGCUGUGACCAUUGUUGAACUUAACAAUCUGGACGAAGAUAGUAGCAAACUUGUGUCUGGAGAAAUUGCAAAAGAAAAAUCAGAUGACAUGUCAUGUGGCAUUGACUUUAGACUUGGAUGCAAAAGCUACAGAAUAAAUUGCCAACAACUAGAAACCAAAGGAGAAGCUCCCUCAUCAAGAUGGAGACAUUCUAGUGCAAUAUAUAAGAAAAAUGAUGUGCCUGUAAUGUUUAUUUAUGGAGGAAGAGACCAACAUAACACAGCACUGGAUGAUGGCUUUGUUCUAGAUUUACAAACAAAACAAUGGACAAAGGUAACCUUUCAGGGAGAAAUUCCUAAUGCUCUUCAUUCUCACACUUGUUCUAUAUGGAAGGAACAGUAUUUGGUUCUGGCUGGAGGACUUCUUCAAGAAUCCGUUCCAUCUCAACACAUUUAUUUGCUUGAUGUUGAUUCUUUCUUUUUUAAAAGACUCAAAAUCUCAGGGACUUUAUAUCCAAGAUAUUCUCACACUGCUCAUAUCAUUGAAAACCAUCUCUUUCUCAUAGGAGGAGUUAAUCAUCUCCAUUUCUCAGCAGGUGUUGCUGUCAUUAAUCUUUUGACUGGAUUUUCUCAAGAAUUUAACUUACCAGUGAAGGACAAAACAGAUGAAAUCCAAAUGCUACAUGGUCAUCAAAGCAUCCUUUUAAAUAAUGGUCAACUUGCAAUUAUUGGUGGUGGAGGAAAUUGUUUUUCAUUUGGUACACAUCUUAACAAUGCUACUUUGGAUCAGGAAUACUUUUUCACAGAAUCAAAUGUACCAUUAUAUACUGAAGAUGUACUGUUAACCUGGUCACUGGUCUGGCAACUCCUCUAUCUACAUGUUUAG
Molecule: messenger RNA, 2211 nt
Organism: Acanthosepion pharaonis
Lineage: Eukaryota; Metazoa; Mollusca; Cephalopoda; Sepiida; Sepiidae
Source: the annotation of a GenBank genome assembly